AUGGGAGGGAGCGCUGCUGCUGCCCCUAGCCCCGUGAUCGGCAAUCUGCCACCCGGAGAGGGGAUGCCCGUGGGGCCUGUGCCUCCAGGAUUUUUCCAGCCCUUCAUGUCUCCACGUUACUCUGGAGGACCCAGACAACCACUCAGACUUCCAAGUCAGGCACUAGGGGGCGUCCCCGGGACCCAGCCAAUGUUACCAAGUGGAAUGGACCCAAUCAGACAACCAGGACAUCCGAGUUUGGGCGGCCCCAUACAGAGGAUGACGACCCCCAGAGGAAUGGUCCCCCUGGGGCCGCAGGUAAAAGACCUCAUGCUGGAUAACUAUGGCAGUGGGAUGAGGCCACCACUCAGUGCACUGAUCGGGGCUGGGAUGCCUGGUAUGAACAUGGGUCCUGGCGUGGGGAGACCAUGGCCAAAUCCUCCAAACACAAAUUCUACACCUUACUCGUCAGCGUCUCCAGGAAGUUAUGUGGGACCACCAGGAGGGGGCGGCCCGCCUGGAACACCCAUUAUGCCCAGUCCAGCAGACUCAACAAACUCCGGGGACAACAUGUACACAUUGAUAAACACAGCUCCGUCUACUGGAAGCCGAACAAAUUGA
This is a messenger RNA of Knipowitschia caucasica, 600 nucleotides long. The record is from the annotation of a GenBank genome assembly. Lineage: Eukaryota; Metazoa; Chordata; Actinopteri; Gobiiformes; Gobiidae.